CCAUUGCUUGUGCUAAGUCAGCGGGGGUCCACGCCUCUCUUCACAAACCCCCUUUUGAUUGCCAUUGCAUGCAAACUUAGCCCCUGAUUUGGACUCUUGUCAGCUGUCACUCUCCUGCACGCGAUCCCUAAAAGGCUAAAAGGGCCUCUCUUUCGCAAUCCCAAUCGCCACCCACUUCACAAUUCUCAGGACGGCUCAUAUAAAAAGGAAGAAGCUUUUAUGCUGAUUUGGCUACAGACUGUUUUAGGUUAAUGGGAGCCUCAAAUUCUAGAUUGGAAGAAGACAAGAGUCUGCAGCUAUGCCGGUCGAGAAAGAAAUUCAUCAAACAGGCACUUAACGGCAGAUGUUCUCUUGCAGCUGCUCAUAUAGGAUAUAUCGAGGAACUGAAAAUCGUAGGAUCAGCUUUGAGGAGAUUUGUGGAAUUAGAUUCUCAAUUCGAGACUUUAGCACAUUCUUCAACGUGUGCAACUCCGGAGCCCCAUUCUUUGAAGUCUGUUUCUCGAUUAUCUUUUUCCUCCCGGUCUUUAUCGCAAAAUGUUGAUGCAAUCGGAAAUCUUUCGCCACCUUCUUCCACCCCUGUUUCGACUCAGUUCCAAUCUCAUCAUAUGAAAUUUAGAGGCUCGUUUUCUACAAAAGUCGAAGAAAAGCCUCCCGUGCCUUUUGCAGUGUCAGUUUCUUCUACAACUCCUCCAACUACCACCCCUCGCUCCACGGAAACACCAGAAGCAUCGCCUUUUGAAACUGCUGAAGCAACAGAAAAUUCUCCUUGGGAUUAUUUUGGUCUAUUUCAUCCAAUUGAUCAGCAUUUAUCUACACAAGAGAGCCAUGGAUUUGAUCAGGGUUCAGAGAAUAUUGAUGAGAUAAGGCAUCAAAGGGUAGAGGGAGGGGCUCGCGGACUAGAUAAUACAGAAGAUAAAUUAUCAUCUGAUGGAAUAGAAGAUUCACAGAUAUCAGAUGAUGAAUUUGAUGAGCCCUCCACUGCUACCCUUGUUCGAAGUUUCAAAAAUGUGAACAGGUCUAUAGAGAAUCUUCUCAAUGAAGAUUUGUCUUCCAUACCUUCUGAAAAUAGAGUAUCAGAAACCAUGUUUUCGGGUGCUGAAAAUGUAAAGGGAACAAGAGAAGCUAUUGUCAAUGGAGUUUCAGCACCUAAGCCAUCAGAAAUAUCAGAAAUCAAGUUAACGAAUGGGAAGAACAAUAACAACUCACCUGAUUUGUCCCCUCUACGAGCUCCAUCUUCCAGAUUUGUGCAUUUGGAUGAUGUCAAGAUAACACCAGUGAAACAAACCGAAGUCGAAGAUCAAGUUGUACCAAAGGACUUUCUUUCGAGCAUGAAAACUAUUGAUCAGCUUUUUGCUAAAGCAUCUGAAUCAGGAAAAGAAGUUCCAAAGAUGCUUGAAGCAAAUAAAUUCCAUUUCCGACAAGUUACUCAUGGAAAACAAGGUGGGUCAGCUACCUCAUCAUUAAUGAAAUCUUGUUUUUCCUGUGGGGAUGAUCCAAGUCAGGUUCCACAAGAGCCGCUUCAAGAAUCUGUCAAGUACUUGACUUGGCAUCGCACAACAUCAUCUCGGUCCGCCUCAUCACGGAAUCUUCUUGGUGUGAAUUCCAAUGAUGGUGUUGAAGAUCUUAGUAAGAAUCUCUUUGACAACUUCUGUAUGGUCUCUGGAAGCCAUGCAUCAACCUUGGAUAGGCUUUAUGCAUGGGAGAAGAAGCUUUAUGACGAAGUUAAGGCUGGUCAGAUUCUUAAGAGUAAUUUUGAUCAGAAAUGCAGACUUCUUCGACAACAAGAAUCACAAGGAGAGAAUGCCGACAAGACGCGAGCUGCAGUCAAAGGACUGCACUCGAGAAUUAGAGUUGCUGUUCAGAGAAUCGAUUCCAUCUCAAAGAAGAUCGAAGAAAUUAGAGAUAGAGAGCUUCAGCCGCAACUCGAGGAACUAAUAGAGGGAUUAAGGAAGAUGUGGGAGAUGAUGUUGGAAUGCCACAAGCUUCAACUUCAUACAAUCUCGGUAUCUCAAAUGCCUGGAAGCAUGAAAAUCAUUAUACAGUCGGAUUCGCGGAAACAGAUCACCAUCCAUCUCAAGAAUGAACUAAGCUAUCUGUCAUCCAUCUUCACGAAAUGGAUCAACGCGCAGAAACACUACGUGGAAUCCAUCAACAAGUGGCUCUUCAAGUGUGUUUUGCUACCGCAGAAUACCUCCAAGAGGAACAAAAGGAUGAGACCUCCGCCCAUACAGAACAUGGGGCCGCCAAUAUACAUGAUAUGCGGUGCUUGGUUGGAGAUGUUCGACAAACUCCCUUCUAAAGGAGUCGUCGAUUCUAUCAAGGACUUGGAGGUGGAAGUAUCGCACUUUCUCCCUCAUCAAGAGAAGAGCCAGGGGAAGGCUGCAAGUACUACAAUACUGGGAGACGAAGUCUUGCAAGACCGGACACCUGCUCUGGAUCGUUUCAGGACGAGCUUGACUGGAUUUCUCGGGCAGCUGAACAACUUUGCUGAGUCAUCAGAGCGGAUGUUCUCUGACCUACAAAACGCAAUCCAGGAAGCUAAGAAUAACUAUGAACUAUUCAAGUCACAACAGUCAUAGUCAUUGAGAUUUUGCAAUUAAUAGGAGAAUGUUUAAAUUGAAAAAAUAAAGAAUUUCACACACAGAUAUAGAACUACAGGUUCACAGGGAACAUCUGUACAUGUGGUUAUCCAAUAAACUGCAUAGUUUGAAUAGAGAUUUUUCAACCAAAGCUCAACUGGAUUUGGUUAGUUUGGAAUAUUUGUUAUUCAUUAUAUCUGAUUUGGUGUAUUGAAUGAGGAAGCUAUUUUUGUCACCUUGAUAACAUAAAACAAGGUUCCAAGAAGGGUGGAUCAAAUGUGUUGGAUA
Molecule: messenger RNA, 2867 nt
Organism: Salvia splendens (bonfire salvia)
Lineage: Eukaryota; Viridiplantae; Streptophyta; Magnoliopsida; Lamiales; Lamiaceae
Product: nitrate regulatory gene2 protein
Exons: 6
Coding region: 252-2579 (775 amino acids)
Source: RefSeq, a predicted model, not a curated record